Molecule: messenger RNA, 1125 nt
Organism: Diaporthe amygdali
Lineage: Eukaryota; Fungi; Ascomycota; Sordariomycetes; Diaporthales; Diaporthaceae
Exons: 7
Coding region: 1-1125 (374 amino acids)
Source: RefSeq, a predicted model, not a curated record
AUGGCUGAAUCUCAAGGACCCACGGUGACCACUGUGUCCGUUGUCUUUGGCGUUAUCACGAUUCUGACGAUUUCUUUGCGACUAUUCGCCCGUAUCCAUAUUACAAAGUCGUUCGGACCCGACGAUGCACUCAUUGUAAUCGCUGCACUAUUGGCGUGGGCUUUUAUCAUUGCAACUAUACUUGCUGUCAACCACGGGCUCGGAUCCCAUAUUAGCGAUGUUAUGCUCCGUGGCUCGGACAAUCUCAUAUCAUACUCGCAGAUAGUCUGGCUGUCUUCUAUCUUCUACAAUGCCUGCUUAGGUUUCAUCAAGACCUCGGUGUUAGCACUUUACACACGUCUCGGGGACCGUGACCUUCGGCGGCUCGCAUAUAUCAUCAUUGGCGUCGUCACUUGCCAGGCUGGCGCCAAUGUCAUCGUUUGCAUUUUCCAAUGCACACCUGUCCAGGCUGCCUACGAUCUGAACAUCACGAACAAGAAAUGCAUAAACAUCAACGCCUUCUAUCUGGCCAACGCCGCAGUCAAUAUCUCGACGGAUUUCUUGACUUACACUCUGCCUCUCAAGAUGGUAUCGAAACUCAACAUGCCUAAGCGGCAGAAGAUCGGCUUGGGUGUUAUGAUGUCUCUGGGGUUUUUCGCUUGCUUGUCGUCCAUCAUUCGAAUCACCUAUAUCCCUCAAAUGCUCGCGCCCGACGCCGAUGCCACCUGGGUCAUCUCGGGAGCCAUGUACUGGUCCGCCAUCGAAAUAAACGUCGGCAUCCUUGCCGCAUCCUUCCCCUCCUUCAAAGCAGUCGCGAAGCGAUACACGCCGGCUCUGCUGGGCAGCUCGAACCGCGGCGGGUCGGACUACAAAAUGGGAGGCAACAACACGGGCGGCGGGAGCCACAGCCUGAGCACGAAAAAGAUGUCCAAGUUCCAGCUGAUGGACAAGAGCCGGAGCGGGCGCGAGGUCGACAUUCACGGAGGCGGCCAGGACGGCGUCGGCACGCACACCAAGCACGGCCAGGGCCCCUACACCGCGUCCGAGAACAGCAGCGAGGAGGCGAUUUAUAUCAAGCGCCAGCCGCCACCGCAAGGGAAGAUUGGGGUCAGGACGGAUAUCGCUACGUUCUAUGAGGAGGCUUGA